UACUUAUACACCUCUCAAAAGUCUCCAUUUAUCAGGGGUAAGUACAAAAAAUGAACGAAUGAAGUGCAGUUAAGUUUAAUGUGGUAAUGAACGGCUGUGGUUGUCCUGCGUCGCUGCGUUUCAUUGUCGGCAUGGGGACGGUCUUGCCAACGCUUGAUGUCAAUACGGCACUACUCUGCUUCACAACAUAAGACUUGUACCGGACAGCACACCUCUCUAAACUACGCGCUGGUGAGGCAACACUAUGAGGGCGGCAGCUGUGGUGGUGGUGGUGGUGAUGGCCGCCGCUUACUGGACCACAGGAGAAGCCUUGAAGUGCCAGCAGUGUAACGGGGAGGACAACGCGUGUAGAGAUGCUAACAUGACCUCGGUGCCAUGCGGGGGAACGUGCUACUGGAAGAUGGACAUAACGCGCGACUUCGACGUGCGCCGCUGCCACCCGUUCUUUAUGGCCACUAAGAUGAUGGGUAUGAACAACGACAUGGAGGACGAAUGCUACUGCAACUAUAACGACUGUAACGGCGUCGACUGCUACCCCAGCGGCCCUUAUAACUCCUCUACUUGUCCCUCCCUUGCUCUUCUUCCUAGCGCUCUCCUCCUUUUCCUCCAGCUGCUGCUCCGGCCGUGAGGGACUGAGGAGCGGAACAUUAUCUUGGUUGUAUAGUGAGACGAGCAGGAGUGUUCUGUCUUGGUCAUUUCUAUCUUUGAAAUAUGUUUUCUCAUGUUUUUCCCCUUUCAUUUUCUGGCUAAUCUUGUCAGAUUUUUUCUUCUUUCACGUAGUUUUCUUUCUGCUAUUUCUUAUUAAUCUUUUCUUUUUUACUACU
This is a messenger RNA of Portunus trituberculatus (swimming crab), 824 nucleotides long. RefSeq lists its product as uncharacterized. The record is from RefSeq and is a predicted model, not a curated record. The coding region runs from base 245 to 628 and encodes 127 amino acids. The transcript has 4 exons. NCBI's taxonomy places the organism in Eukaryota, Metazoa, Arthropoda, Malacostraca, Decapoda, Portunidae.